GUUUGGUUUCAAAACUGCAGAGCUCGCCAUAAAAAACACACCCCCCAGCACACGGUGCCGCCCUCGGGAGCCCCCCCGUCCCGCAUCCCUUCCUCGCUCUCUGAUGACAUUCACUACUCACCCUUCAGCAGCCCGGAGCGGGCUCGGAUGGUGACGCUGCACGGAUACAUAGAAA
Cariama cristata (Red-legged seriema) is the source of this 175-nucleotide messenger RNA. RefSeq names its product LIM/homeobox protein Lhx6-like. The annotation marks the transcript as partial. The record is from RefSeq and is a predicted model, not a curated record. The transcript has a single exon. NCBI's taxonomy places the organism in Eukaryota, Metazoa, Chordata, Aves, Cariamiformes, Cariamidae.